UAAACUCAUAAAUAAAUUCAAAGAUGACGUUAACAAUAAAGAUGAUGUUAACAAUAAAGAUGAUGUUAACAAUAAAGAUGACGUUAACAACAAAGAUGACGUUAACAAUAAAGAUGAUAAUGGUACUAAUACAAAUGACCAAAAUGCAUUUUUUAAGUUUAUCGAAGGCAGAAGAUUUCAUAAUAUCGAAGGUGUACAAUAUCCAUUGCCUAAUGAUGAUGAUGAAUGCGAUAGAUUACAUCUUCAGCAUUUCUUGUUUAGACAUGUAUGGCAGAAUAAUUUCUCUUCACCAGUUGAUCACAUUUUAAAAAAUUCAAGCACAAAAGUUCUCGAUAUCGGCUGUGGAGCAGGUUCUUGGAUACUUGAAAUGUCAUCAACCUACCAAUAUGCCAAAUUUAUAGGCAUGGAUAUCACACCACAUCAACCUUUAAAAAUCAAACCACGUAAUCUUUCAUUUGUUCAGGCAAAUGCAUUAGAAGGGCUUCCAUUUAAUGACAAUGAAUUUGAUUUUAUAUAUCAUCGAUUGUUAUUUACGGCAUAUCCCGAAUCAAAAUGGCCAUAUGUGGUAGAUGAAAUGGUGAGA
Molecule: messenger RNA, 583 nt
Organism: Scutellospora calospora
Lineage: Eukaryota; Fungi; Glomeromycota; Glomeromycetes; Diversisporales; Gigasporaceae
Source: the annotation of a GenBank genome assembly